Plodia interpunctella (Indianmeal moth) is the source of this 2191-nucleotide messenger RNA. RefSeq lists its product as uncharacterized. NCBI's taxonomy places the organism in Eukaryota, Metazoa, Arthropoda, Insecta, Lepidoptera, Pyralidae. Gene Ontology annotation, cellular component: mitochondrion. The coding region runs from base 129 to 1574 and encodes 481 amino acids. The record is from RefSeq and is a predicted model, not a curated record. The transcript has 13 exons.
CAGUUCUGUCAUUGAUUGACGUUGACGUAAGUAAAGUCAUUGAAACAAGAAUAAAAAAUGUGAGUGAAUGUUUAUUUUUGACGCAAAUUAAAUGUAGUUUAGUUUCAGUUCAGCCAAAUAUCUUCAAAAUGUACUCCAGGAUCAAGCUAAAUUGGUGCAGCUGUACCGGUGCUCCUGGUGUGUUCUGUAGAUAUUUGAGCUCUGCUGAAAUCUCCACUGCAUUACGACCAUUCUACUUCAGCGUCCACCCCGACCUUUUCGGAAAAUAUCCAGAGCAAAGGAAAGUGAAUGAAAACUCAUUGCAACAGUUAAGUGCCUUGCUUGAGGCUCAGCAAGCCAGCAGGAGACUGGCAGUACCACCACUACCUUUUUAUCUGAGACAAAAAGAUAUGCCAGAAGGUAAAUUCAAGUUAGUAAAAAUACAACUAAAUGGAAGCAAUCCUCGGGACACUGUAGUCAAAGUUUUGAAUGCAUGUGAAAUGUCAACAACCUAUGUGGACAAAAUACCAAGAAAUCAGAAACCACCAGAUUUGAGUUUCAGUAAAGCAGAUUUCAACAAAGCAUAUCAAGAAUUCUCAGAAAACUUUAAUGAUGCAACUCGAAUAAAAAGGAGAGUGGAAGAAAAAAAGAUAAAUAUAGAUAAUAUUGUGAACUGGGUUAUAGAUAACAGCACAUUAGCUAGAGAAAAAUAUGAAUCAACAAGUGCAACAAGAGAACAAGUGAAGAGCUUAAUAGACCACUUAGUCAAUACAUAUGGUAUAAAACAAGUCAGAUACGAAAGUGGAUGGAAUAUAAGCCAUAUCAGAGGAGCUCUUCAAAGUCUCAAGUCUUUGGCUACACAGCAUACUAGUGUUAUGUCUAAUUUGGAAGGCAGAAUUCUAGCUCUCGGAGCAUUCACUGGAGUUAGUUUAGAUGGAGAAGUGUAUCUAAACAUUAUUGACGUUAGAAACGAAUGGCUUUCUUUAAUAAAGAAAGUGAGUCAAGAAGAUGCCGCGCUUAUUUCCAUACCAAAUUAUGAGGAAACUUUAUCAGGAAUCCUUCGAGAUAUUCACGUCCGUAGAAGAAAGUUCAUGCCGAAAGUGUCAGCGUCACAAUACUGCAACCACCUGAGACAACUAGUGACAUCUAUUGGCGACUUUUACGGGCGCGGUCACAAGUUUCCUGAAUCUAUACCAAAUUCCCUUAGCAAAUAUGAAAUUGUUGUCGAACCAGAAGCGGGACCUCUAAUGGUGUCCCCGACCGGACAGUUCAUAACGCCGGCGUCGUGCCCCGCCGCAGAGCUCGUGGCCUUCAUCGGCGAACACAUCGACGAUGCCACCUUACGUAUGACCGAAUACAGCAUAAACAAACACAUCGAGAAGGCUCUGUACAAGGAAGUGAAAGAGAGAUUCGGUCUCCUCGAGCUCCACAAAGAUGACAGCAUCACCCCAGCACUGAUGAUCCUGUGCUGCCAGAGAUUGCUCACGCGGGCUGAUAAACUACACUCGAAACUACAAGGGAACAUACUUUAUAUAACUCACUAUUACUCUGUGCUAUCGGACGGCGUGCUGUGUAUUCCCUGGGAUUUCAAGUAGAACGACCAUGACAUGCCUGCGGCCGCCUCCUUACAAGACCAUAGACAAUAACUAGAUUCUUUUAUCGAAUGAGAUAAAGUUUGCAUUUUUCCUAGAAUAUUUGUUAGAGAAUAUCAAAAUACAUUUAGACAAAUAAUUAAUAAACAUAUAAGAUAAUUGAAAGUUUUGAAAGGUUUUGAAAAAAAAGUAUUCUUACACGACACGGUAUCUAUCUCCCGCCGUGCGUGAGUCAGUCGCAAAUUGUAAGAUUUUUAAAAAGAAAUAAUAUGUGCGUUGACCGGAUUUCUAACCUCUUUACAAGUUUAUAAAUAAUAUGAUCACUUGAUCAGGAAAUUUAUUCAAUAAAACAUGUAAUACUUACACAUUGCUAUAUUUAAAAACAUAAGAACAGUCUUAUAGAGUCGCAAAAAAUAAGUAAUUUACAAUAUUGCAAUCAUAGAAAAUACUAUAUAUAUUUUUAAGCAGAAACAUUGUGAUAUAUGUGAUAGUUAUUCAAUUUUUUUUAUUUACAAAAUAUAUACAUCUCCACUAAAUAAGUUGAUAAUGUGAUUGAGAAAUAAGUAUAAUAUUAUUAUCAGCAUCAAAUUGAACGGUAAAAAUAAAAAAAAUAGUAAAUA